This is a messenger RNA of Funneliformis caledonium, 237 nucleotides long. NCBI's taxonomy places the organism in Eukaryota, Fungi, Glomeromycota, Glomeromycetes, Glomerales, Glomeraceae. The record is from the annotation of a GenBank genome assembly.
AUGUUGUUGUCAAAAAUUACUACAUUAUUAGCUGCUACGAUUGCGUUAAUUAGUGUUAUAGCAUCAUCUGUUAGCGCAUCUCCUACUAACGAAAUUGCUGAUGACUCUCCGCAUCCUGAAUUUCUUAAUAAAAGAGAUAUUAUCGAUCAAGAAGAAAGGAAAGUUAAAAGAGGUUCCGGUAAUAGUCGUGGUAAAGGUAAUGGUUAUCAUCAAGGACAAAGCAAAGGACGUGUAUGA